This is a messenger RNA of Funneliformis geosporum, 610 nucleotides long. NCBI's taxonomy places the organism in Eukaryota, Fungi, Glomeromycota, Glomeromycetes, Glomerales, Glomeraceae. The record is from the annotation of a GenBank genome assembly.
UGUUAUUACUUUUGGUGAAGAUAUCAUGAUUUUACUUGAAUUUUAUGAUGAUAAGUCUGUUCCUAACCAAGAUAUAUUAGAAUACUUGAAAUUACUUUUAUCGGAUGCAAAAAAAAUUAAAACUGCAUUUGAAGAAACCAUCAGCAGAUUUAGUUCUAUCAAGGAUAGUAUGGAAACUCUUAGUAAAAAGUUAAAUGAUUAUGAUGUAAAUAAAAUGAGCGAUAUUGACAUUGAUGCUAAAAUACACAAAAACUUAAAAAAAGCCAAACCAAAUAAUUUUUUAUAUGGAGCAUCAGCAGCCGCUCUUGUUAUAGGUGGGGUCUGCCUUUGCUUAAGUGGACCAAUAGGAGUAGGAGUGGCAAUAGCAGCGGGAGCUGCAGAAUUAGAAGCGGCAGCUAUUCUAACAUCAGCGGCAGUUUCAGCAGUUUCAGCGACGUCAGUUGCAGCAGGGUCCGCAGGAUUAGACUCAGAAAAAGCUAAAGCAAAAGCUUUACCUAAUUUAGAACAUACUUUAAAAAGAAACAAAAUUAAUUUACAUUCUAAAUUAUCUAGUUUACGAAGCAACGUUUCCCCGAUGAUACUGGCAUUGCAAAAUAUCAAAUCUUUCUAG